Sycon ciliatum is the source of this 2415-nucleotide messenger RNA. RefSeq names its product mitogen-activated protein kinase 4-like. The transcript is spliced from 2 exons. The record is from RefSeq and is a predicted model, not a curated record. Lineage: Eukaryota; Metazoa; Porifera; Calcarea; Leucosolenida; Sycettidae. The coding region runs from base 183 to 1451 and encodes 422 amino acids. Gene Ontology annotation, biological process: protein phosphorylation. Gene Ontology annotation, cellular component: nucleus. Gene Ontology annotation, molecular function: protein serine/threonine kinase activity; ATP binding.
UCGUGUGGACAUGCAAUCAACUUGUCGAUGCAAGCAGGUUUGCAAGACAAACAAGUUUGUGCCAGCGAGAAAAUAAGAAUGCGUGCCAGUUCAAAGAGCGUUUCGCCAACGUCGGUGUUUGAGUUUGGAGCAGAUGAUUUAUCUUGGCUUGGGAAAAUCACCUGCACGGUCAUUCAUCCACCAUGGAUACCGCUGAAGGAUUUUCCAACGUGAAGCUGCUGGCCUCUGGUGGCUAUGGUCGUGUUUUCUCUGCUCGCGAAGAAUUCUGGGAACGAAAGUCACGAUCCUCCAGGUCCGUUGUGAUAAAGACAAUGGGUCGACUACAUCAUGGAUACGUACGUAUGUCCGCUUUCAGAGAGUUGUUCAUUCUCUCUCGACUGCAGCCGUCCCCGUUCAUUGUGAACAUGUACUCCAGCUUUGCUUUUGUGGACCAGACGUCCAGCGACGUCACCUCGCUGCACGUCACACUGGAGAAGAUGGACAUGGACGUAGGGCAACUGCUCCGCAUGGCUAAGCGUGGUCCGCGGUCUGGUCUGGGCGUACGCUGGUCAGACGAGGACUGGUCUAGUAUUGGCCUUGGCGUUGUUCACAAUGUACUCAGUGGUCUCGAGCACAUACACUCCACCAACGUACUGCACAGAGACAUCAAGCCAGGCAAUAUCCUGGUCAACGUUGACAAUUCAGGCCGUCCAACCGUAGUGAAAAUCGCAGACUUUGGCCUGGCGCGGGCGAUCGAUGGAGAAUAUAGCCAUGACGGGUACUUGACCCAUGCCGUCUCGACCCGUUGGUACCGUGCACCCGAGUUGCUACUUGACCGGACUAGCUACACGAGCACGGUCGACAUCUGGUCCACGGGCUGCAUCCUGGCCGAGUUCCUUCUGCACGGCGUCGUGCUCUUCUGCGGCUCGAAUGACACCGACCAGCUGCAUCGCAUAUGCAAUCUCAUGGGACUGCCGGGCACCUCUGAUCUGCCUGGUGUCACCGCCACCGUCAACGACGGACCUGAAGCAGUGGACGCAGUGGAUGGUGGCUUACAGUGCCUGCUGCCACCUCACAUCACAGCUGAAGAAAUGUCUCUGCUGACGAGCCUCUUGACGUUUGAUGGAACACGGCGACCGAGUGCAAGUGAAGUCCUUGAACAAGCUGUGUUCAAGUCACGUGGAAUGGGUGAAGAGUGUGAUGGCGUACAACUCCGUGCGAUGCACAUCGAAGAUGAAGCACUGUGCCUCCUGGCAAGAUCCGCCGAUGGAUUUGUAGAUGCUCUCUGCACACAGGAUGUUCAGUUUCGCUGCUCAAGCUCGGCCGACUCCCUGGCAUCGCUCACUGAAUCAUUGGCAUCCUUUGACAAUGACGACAAUCAUGAUGAUGAUAAUGAUGAUGCUGUGUUCUCCACCAAAGAUUCACACAGUCUGGAGCUCUUUGAGCGUGCUGGCUGCGGAUCUGCGACCUGAGAUUUCUCUUCCCGUGACUGGUCAUAGGUUUCAGUAUUGGGAUAAGCCAACCAUAAGCAAAGACAGGCUGUGUGCUGCUGUUCAAGGUGUGCAGUUGAAGUUGCACGACCGUCAACUGUGUGUGUGUGCCUCCACUCAGGGGAGCACUUCCGGCACCUUUGAGUUUCUACAGUGUACCGUGACAUACUCUGCAAAGCCUCAGCAACUGGCAUGACAGGGUGCUGUAAUGCCUUGGUACUCAUUCUGUGCCAGUAGCAGCGUUUCUCAAGCUCUCUUCGAAUCUAGGGAAGGAGCAUGUGUGCUCACCACUUCUCUCUUCGAAUCCAAACGUCCAAAUACAAACGUAACGAUUGUAUUUUCUUCCAUCCGCCCACCCGGAUCCGGACUACAUACCAAAAGUCCUCCUUUCCUUCUUUUUAAUUUUACUAGUAUGUGGAAACUGACAAGGCAAAUGCUCUUGCAUCGCUGCAAACAAACACUGUGCUCACCGCAGACACUGUACAUCCACACCGCUGUGGAUUUCUGGUUAUUCGUGAUACUGCCAGCCCACGUAUAUAUUUGAUGCCGAUGCAUAUUUCCACAUCAACUCAUGCAAAGAUUUCACUCAAACAUAUGAAUAAGAACAAGUACCGGUAACCUGCUACUUCAAAGUAUUAUCGUUUAACCCCAUCAUCAUUGUUUCUGGCAAUGUAAGAAUGAUCUAUAGUUUUGUUGAUAUGUCCUAUACCUACACCUACCUUAUGCAUAAUUGUGACAACUUAAGUUUGCAAUCUCUCCUCGUCUCCUCCAUGCUCUCUCAGCUGACAAACAGAGGAGACGAGGAUAGAUUGAUGUAUCGUUGAAUGGCCGAAAGAUACCGUUCGCUAUUUUUUUUAACUAACGCUUCAAUGUUGCAGACAAAAAACUAUGUGUCCUCUCAAGAGAAGCACAUUGUGAAGUAGCAAUAUUCACGUUUUUUGUGUGA